Messenger RNA from Centropristis striata (black sea bass), 2233 nucleotides. It is a transcript of the gene nr1d4a, whose product is annotated as nuclear receptor subfamily 1, group D, member 4a. The record is from RefSeq and is a predicted model, not a curated record. The transcript has 9 exons. Gene Ontology annotation, molecular function: nuclear receptor activity; zinc ion binding; RNA polymerase II cis-regulatory region sequence-specific DNA binding. NCBI's taxonomy places the organism in Eukaryota, Metazoa, Chordata, Actinopteri, Perciformes, Serranidae. The coding region runs from base 1 to 1863 and encodes 620 amino acids. Gene Ontology annotation, biological process: negative regulation of transcription by RNA polymerase II; positive regulation of transcription by RNA polymerase II; cell differentiation.
AUGACUGUCUGCAUGGAGGCUCAGGGAGAGACUGCGGAUUUGGUUCGGGCAGUAACCGUGUCAGGAGUCCAUGUGAGGCGGCGGUCAGGUGUCGUGCUGUUAGCUGGCGCUGGGCACGGUGCCAGGGGAGCGAGGCUAUUAUUGGAGCGGAGGAGGCAGCAGACCCCGCAGACACGAGUCAUCCUGUAUGCCGGCUCCUCUGGCAGCAACAGCCCGAGCCCUGGCAGCCCCUCCAGUGGGUACCAGACCCAGUCACCUUCUUCGCACUCCCAGCCCUCAUCUCCAGAGGAGGUUACCUUCACAGAGAUCGGGGUGUUGAAACAUGAGUGCACUACACCAUCCUCAAAACAGAUAUUCCAGUUCCCAGAGGUCUACAGUGCCCCCCCAGCAGCAGCCACUCCCCAGCACACCUAUGCACAUCCCAUCGUGGGAAAGAGGCCAUGCGGAUUCACAGGAACUUUCACAAAGACAGGUGGAAUGGUCCUGCUUUGCAAAGUCUGUGGGGACAUCGCAUCUGGUUUUCACUAUGGAGUGCAUGCAUGUGAGGGCUGCAAGGGUUUUUUCCGCCGCAGCAUCCAGCAGAACAUCAACUACAAGAUGUGUGUGAAGAACGAGAACUGUCUGAUCAUGCGCAUGAACCGCAACCGUUGCCAGCACUGCCGCUUCAAGAAAUGCCUCUCUGUUGGCAUGUCAAGAGAUGCUGUGCGCUUUGGCCGCAUCCCAAAGAGAGAGAAGCAGCGACUUCUGGAUGAGAUGCAGAGCUACAUGAACAGCCUAAAUGAGUCGGCUGCCAUGGACAUGGACUCGUCCUCAGCGAGGGAAACUCCCAGCAGCCCGGAUGACUGCAACUCAAAAGAGGCCAUUGGGGCCAUCUCCAGAGCCUACCGUGACAUCUUCACCAGCAGCAACAGCAACAGCCAAGAGAGAGCAGCCAAGAGGGCGAACAUCCCCACCAACAACACAUUUUCUCAGGAUGCCACUUUCACCCAAGUCUCCUCCCACCCUACCUCCACCCAGAGUUAUCAGUCUUGCCCUGUUGCGUCUGCCCCUCGAUGCCCAGUUACCCACAAUGACAACCACUCUACAUUCCACAAUGUGGAGAACAAUCGCUACACCUACUUAGUUUCAACAAAUCAGAAUCAGGAACAGACCAACAGUUCAACAUCUCAAAGGAGCAGCUCUGCCAAUCAGAACAACUUCCGCAAUGCAGGAAGUACCCAAAACCAGCCUUCCUGCCCAUGGAAAGCAGCUUCAGGAGCUAAAGUGCUGGCGUGUCCUCUCAACGCGUGGCCUGUAUCAGGGGCAGAUCGCACGAGUCAGGAGAUAUGGGAAUCCUUCUCACAGUGUUUCACUCCUGCAGUCAAGGAGGUGGUAGAGUUUGCCAAGGGCAUCCCAGGCUUUCAAGAGCUAAGCCAACAAGACCAGGUCAUGUUGCUCAAAUCAGGCACUUUUCAGGUUCUGAUGGUGAGGUUUUGCACCUUGUUCAAUGCUGAGGAGCGUACAGUGACCUUCCUGAACGGCCAAACUUAUCCCCUGUCCACCCUGCGGGCUUUGGGCAUGGGCUCUCUGCUGGAUGCAAUGUUCGAGUUCAGUGAGAAGUUGAGUUCCCUGGGGCUGGAGCCUGACGAGAUGGCCCUCUUCAUGGCUGUGGUGCUGGUCUCUGCAGAUCGUUCUGGCAUCUCUGACAUGCGCGCCGUGGAGCAGCUACAGGAGGGUCUGAUCCGUGCCCUACGGUCACUGAUCACUCGCCGCCGCCCGGAUGACUCCGCCCUCUUCCCCAAACUCCUCCUGCGCCUGCCGGACCUGCGCACCCUCAACAAUAUGCACUCUGACAAACUGUUGGCCUUUCGCAUCGACCCUUGAGCCAGCCGCUUGUUCACAUGGACACGAACUGUUUCACAGAAAAACAAUACAAUACACACACACAUACACAGAUAUUAUCUUCCAAGGACAGGACUUGUGCAAUCUGAUGAUGAGUUGUUUUUAAAAGGAUAAAUGAGGGCAGUAGCGAACAUAUUUUUGACUCACUAUUGAUCUUCAUGCUAUGUUUUGGGACAAAUGAACUCAUGUACACACACAAACCUCAGCACCUCUUGAGAGACAUUGUUCCAGUAAAAAUAAAAAACAAUAAUUAUCAUGUGUAGAUUUAGUAUUACCCUUUUGGACAAAUCAUUUGUGCACUUGCUCAUUAUAUCCAGUAAGAAUAAAAGCCAGUUCACUUCUGUUUAUUCCA